UUUGCUGCCACGCAAAGCAGGAAAGUGCGGCGGGCAGGCGGUUAGAAAGUCCUCGCCCCGCCCCUUGCCCACGCCCCGCUCCGGCACUUGGAGGCGUGAGCAAGCUGGGACCCAGCGCUGGGCGCCAAUUAACACCCACUCCCUGUCGCUGGUACCAUGGAGGCGGCGGCAUGUACGGAAAUCGAACCAGAGGAUGGCGACAGCAGCUGCAAGGAUGUGUGUUUCAUGGACAAAGGCCUGCACAGAGUUAUCUUUAGAUUCAUCCCUUCAUGCCAUCAAUUUGCAUUGUAAUAACAUCUCCAAGAUCACAUCCAUUGACCACAUUUGGAACCUGCGACAUUUGGAUCUGUCAUCCAAUCAAAUAAGUCAAAUUGAAGGCCUGAACACACUGACAAAGCUAUGCACUUUAAACUUGUCCUGCAAUUUGAUCACAAGAGUGGAAGGACUCGAAGCACUGGUAAAUCUGAUUAGACUGAAUUUGUCUUAUAAUCACAUAAGUGAUCUCAGCGGGUUGAUCCCCCUUCAUGGACUAAAGUAUAAACUUAGAUAUAUUGACCUACAUAGUAAUUAUAUAGAUAGCAUCCAUCACUUACUUCAGUGUACAGUAGGAUUACACUUCCUAACCAAUCUUAUUUUAGAGAAAGAUGGAGAAGGUAAUCCUAUCUGUCUUGUACCAGGGUACCGAGCAAUCAUUCUCCAGACUUUACCACACCCGAGAAUCUUAGACUGCAAGAAUAUAUUUGGUGAGCCAGUAAGUUUGGAAGAGAUAAACUCAUCACACCUACAAUGCUUCGAAGGUCUUUUGGAUAAUUUAGUUUCUUCUGAUUCCCCCCUGAAUAUAAGUGAAGAUGAGGUCGUUGAUAAUAUGUCAGCACCACCAAUAGAUGUGUUGCCUCCUUUGGAGGAAUUUACAAGUGCACCAGAAGAAAAUGUUUUGACCUCACUUUUAUCUGCGUGUUCAGCUGAACCAGAAAAAAAUAAUCAUGAAAACAAUUUUCAAAAUGAGAUGAAACUUCAGAAAUUAGAUGAUCAAAUCCUACAGCUGUUCAACGAAACUAAUAAUUCCUUAAUAGAUAAUGUUCCUGAGAAAGACCUCAGACCAAAAAGAGACACAGAUAUAACUUCUGAAAGUGACUAUGGAAACAGAAAAAAGUGCAGCAGAAAAGUUUCCAGAAGAACAAAAAUCCCAUACUAUACCAGAACUAUUCAAAGUAUUAAGCACCACAAUAAAAACAAUGGUGCUUUUGUAAGUUGUAAUCGUAAAAUGAGACAGCCUUACUUGAGAGAUUUAUAUGUAAGAUCAUCGUUAGUAAACUGUAAUAACUUAAGAGAAGUAGAUGAGCAGAAGAAUGGCAUGAUUAAAGUAGACAAAAGUGCUUCGAGCGACAGCACUUACCGGUCCCUUGUGGAACAGUUAGACCAAGAGAGAGAGAUGAGGUGGAAAGCGGAGCAAACGGAAAAGAAACUUAUGGACUAUAUUGAUGAGCUACAUAAGCAAGCAAAUGAGAAGAAAGAUGUUCACAGCCAGGCAAUCAUUACCACAGAUAGCCCUUCUCUGAGGGCCCAUUUACAGGCCCUACAGAUUGUGCAGAGAGACGUCUGGAGACCUUUGGCCGCUGCUUACCAGGACAAGCUUGAGCAUCCGGUGGUGCCACACCCGUUCCAGAUUAGAGACACCAUGUGGGUGCGCAGACACCAGACCAAGAAUCUCGAGCCACGGUGGAAAGGACCCUACACCGUCCUCCUGACUACCCUGACCGCCCUAAAAGUAGACGGAGUCUCGGCUUAGAUCCACACACCACACGUCAAGGCAGUCCGGUCUGAGGAAUUGACUAAUCACAACACUACACCCCAGACAUGGAGAGUUCAGCGCACUCCAAACCCCUUAAAGUUAAAACUCCUACGUGGCUCCUCCUAGCCCUUUUGUGGCCUAGAGUCAGUGGGGGAAUAAGCCCCCACCAGACAGAAAUUUCUUGACCAAGUCGAGUGAAAGAUUUCACUCAAAGUU
Molecule: messenger RNA, 2008 nt
Organism: Rattus norvegicus (Norway rat)
Lineage: Eukaryota; Metazoa; Chordata; Mammalia; Rodentia; Muridae
Product: leucine-rich repeat and coiled-coil domain-containing protein 1-like
Source: RefSeq, a predicted model, not a curated record